Messenger RNA from Mycena indigotica, 1341 nucleotides. Its product is annotated as 2-methylcitrate dehydratase. The transcript has a single exon. The coding region runs from base 1 to 1341 and encodes 446 amino acids. The record is from RefSeq and is a predicted model, not a curated record. NCBI's taxonomy places the organism in Eukaryota, Fungi, Basidiomycota, Agaricomycetes, Agaricales, Mycenaceae. Gene Ontology annotation, molecular function: lyase activity.
AUGGCCACCGCCCACGCUGCGAGCUGGGCCGCCUCGCUGACGAUGUCGCAGCUCCCGCCCGCCGUCGUCCGCGCGGCCAUGGAGAGUCUGUACAACUACAUCGGGUGUGCUAUCGGGGGCGCGUCCCACCCGACCACCGCCGCCGCCCGGAGCGCACUGGCCCCGCUCUUCGGGGCAUCGACAUCCACCCUCCUCGGACAAGACGCCAAAGCUGACGCAGCACACGCGGCGCUGCUCAACGGGAUUGCUGCUCACGUGCACGACUACGACGACACCCACCUCGCGACGAUCGUGCACCCGACCGCGCCUGUCGCGAGUGCAUUGCUGGCCCAGGCAGAAGCACUCGGCCCGGGCAUCUCCGGCGAGCGUCUCCUCGUUGCACUUGUCGCGGGGAUCGAGGUCGAAUGCAAGCUUGCCCUCGGCGUGUGGCCCGCGCAUUACGACGUCGGCUGGCACAUCACCGGUACAGUCGGCGCUAUCGGCGCUGCCGCCGCUGUCGGCCGUCUCCUGGACCUCUCUCCUGUGCAGAUGGAGCAUGCACUCGGGAUCGCGGCGAGCCAGGUCACGGGGCUGCGCGUGAUGUUCGGUUCGGACACGAAGGCGUUCCACGUGGGCCGCGCUGCGCAGAACGGACUGUUGGCCGCAUUGCUCGCACAAAAAGGCUUUACUGCAGCACCCGGGGCGCUGGAGGCGUCACGUGGGUGGGCCGCCGUCGUCGACGCCAUCACGCCCGCCGCGCCACAGAACAUCGCCGCCCAAAUCCACACGCUCGGCCACACCUGGGAGAUCACGGCCAACGCGUUCAAGCCGUUUCCCUGCGGGAUCGUCGUGCACCCGACGCUCGACGCGUGUCUGCGCCUCCAUGAUUCCGCCGCGGCCAUCACCGCCGUGCACGUGCGCGUGCACCCGCUCGUGCUCGAGCUCACGGGCAAGACCGCGCCCGCGGACGGGCUGCAGGCCAAGUUCAGCGUCUUCCACGCGGCGGCGGCGGCGCUGCGCUCCGGCGCGGCCGGCCCGGCGCAGUUCGCCGACGCCUUUGUCGUCCGCCCGGACGUCGUCGCGCUGCGCGGGAAGGUCACCGCCACAGCGGAUGCUGGGCUGGCCGCUGACGCCGCGGAGGUCGUGCUCACCCUCGCGGACGGCGCUGAACGGCGUGUGUUCGUCGAGCACGCGAUUGGCAGCACCGCGGUCCCGAUGGACGCUGCCGCGCUCGAGGCAAAGUUCCUUGGCCAGGUGACGCCUGUGCUUGGAGCUGCUGCUGCUGCGCGUGCCAGUGCUAUGGCGUGGGGCGCUCUCGAGAGCACAGAUGUCGCGCAGUGGGCAGCAGGUUUGUCGGAGUGA